AUCCUAAUCAAAACUGCAAAAUACUACUUUAUAUUCCUAUGUAGCCGUUGCCGGUACCCACGAAACGGUCAACAGAACAGGGAUAUAUGCCCUUGUUAAAGGUGAAAAAAAAAUGAUAUAUGACCGUUACAAACCCUGAAAUUUAAAUUCAACAAACCCAAUUUCCCUAAUCAAAGAAACAGUGAGCCAAUAAUGAGAGAAGAGCAAGAGCCAGAGCUCGCAAUGGCCUCCUUGGAGGAGCAAAUGCAGCAGCUCAGAUCAAAAGCCACCGAGCUCCUCCUCCGGGAAGAAUGGAGAGAGUCCGUACAAAUCUACUCUCAGUUCAUCACCCUCCGCCAAGGCCAAAUCUCGAACACCUGUCAGCAUUCAGACCCAGACCCAGAUCGACUCUCCAAGCUCCACAAAUCCCUCUGCUUAGCUCUCUCAAAUCGAGCCGAGGCACGAUCCAGGAUGCGCGAUUUCGCCGAAGCACUUAUCGAUUGCGAGCAAGCAUUGGAAAUAGAGGGGACCCAUUUCAAGACUCUGCUUUGUAAAGGUAAGAUCUUUCUCAGCCUGAACAGGUAUUCCAUGGCUUUGGAUUGCUUCAAAGCAGCUGUCCUUGACUCUCAGGCUGCUGGAAAUCUUCAAACUAUUAAUGGGUAUUUGGAGAGGUGCAAGAAACUUGAGUUUCAGUCGAGGACUGGAGUUUUUGAUCUCUCCGAUUGGGUCCUAAAUGGAUUUCAGGGGAAGUCGCCGGAACUAGCAGAAUAUAUUGGUGCUGUGCAAGUUAAGAAGUCUGAGAUUAGUGGGCGUGGGCUCUUCGCCACUAAGAACAUUGAUGCUGGCACUUUGGUUUUGGUCACAAAGGCAAUUGCAAUUGAGAGAGGGAUAUUGUCAGGGCAGGGUGCAGGGGAGAAUGCACAAUUGGUCAUGUGGAAGAAUUUCAUCGAUAAGGUUAAUGAUUCGUUUGAAAGAUGUCGAAGAACACAGCAUUUGAUCGGCACAUUAUCCACGGGUGAAGAUGAGGAGGGGCUUGAGGUUCCUGAUAUCAGUCUCUUUAGGGCAGAAACUGAGAUUAGUAGCUACCCAGUUGAGAAGAUGGACAUGGGUAAGAUUUUGAGCAUCCUUGAUGUGAAUUCACAUGUGGAAGAUACAGCUUUGGCUGAAGUCUUUGGCAAAAAUAGUGAUUACUAUGGUGUUGGGUUGUGGUUGUUGACUUCAUUCAUCAACCAUUCUUGUCAUCCCAAUGCAAGGCGCUUGCACGUAGGGGACUACUUGAUAGUUCAUGCUUCUAGAGAUAUCAGGGUAGGGGAAGAGAUCACAUUUAUGUACUUUGAUGUGCUUUCGCCUUUGGCAAAGCGCAGGGAAAUGUCAAAUUCAUGGGGCUUCAACUGCAAAUGCAUGAGGUGCAAGUUUGAAGAGGCAGUGUGCUGCAAGCAAGAGAUGCGAGAGAUUGAUAUAGGUCUUGAAAGAGGAUUGGAUGUAGGUGGUGUGGUUUAUAGGUUGGAAGAAGGGAUGAGGAGAUGGAUGGUGAGGGGAAAAGAGAAGGGCUAUUUGAGGGCAUCAUUUUGGGUUGCAUAUUCUGAGACUUACGGCUCGGAAAGGUCGAUGAAGAGGUGGGGAAGGAGGAUUCCGGAAAUGGAAGCAGUGGUGGAUAGUGUUGUAGAAGCUGUGGGAAGUGAUGAUAGGCUGGUGAAGUUGGUGGCGGCAGGGCUGAAGAAGAGUAGUGGGGGGUUAGUGGAGAUGGAAAGAGCAAUGAAGUUGGGAAAGGGGCUGUAUGGGAAGGUGGUCAAAAAACAAGCAAUGAGAUCUCUUCUAGGGCGAUUAGCUUCUUGCUCCCUCCCAUGAUUACACAGUUUUUUUCCAGAGCAAUUAGUUUUUGCUCUAGUAGCUUCAGGAACUUUCUUUUAUUUUCUUGGAAAAUAUUUGUUUUCAUGCCUUUCUAUUUGCACAAGAACAUGUACAGAAGAUAAUCUGAUAAUGAGUUUGCUUCAUUGCAAUUAUCAUUCAAUUGGCUCUUCGACAUUUCCAGUAAGCAGAACUUAUCCUGGAUGUCUGUAAAGGGAGCUUUGAAUCCUCACUUGGAUCACUGGUAAUUGGGUCUAUAAAAACAGAAAUGAUAU
This is a messenger RNA of Rubroshorea leprosula, 2102 nucleotides long. The record is from the annotation of a GenBank genome assembly. Lineage: Eukaryota; Viridiplantae; Streptophyta; Magnoliopsida; Malvales; Dipterocarpaceae.